Polyodon spathula (Mississippi paddlefish) is the source of this 4515-nucleotide messenger RNA. Its product is annotated as protein boule-like. The transcript is spliced from 13 exons. NCBI's taxonomy places the organism in Eukaryota, Metazoa, Chordata, Actinopteri, Acipenseriformes, Polyodontidae. Bases 311 to 1360 code for a protein of 349 amino acids. Gene Ontology annotation, molecular function: RNA binding. The record is from RefSeq and is a predicted model, not a curated record.
CUCUCUCUGUCUCUCUCUCUCUCUCUCCCUGACCCAUGGAGAAGGAACUACCGUCUCCCAAGACUGACCCGUGCCACACAGCCACUGGACACUCGGCAGCCCCCUGAGCACCUGAACGGUACAUGUGCUGCUGUUCUGAGUAGAUUAUCUGCUCCAAUACAGACAUGCUCCUUCAUUUCCGGGUUUGAUCAACCCAAAGAGCGGGGAGCGAAGCGAGGCGAUAGGAGACGGCGUGGUACCGGUCCGGUACGGGAGAGCUGCGAUUCAUCAUUAACAAUAUACAUAUAUAUAUAUAUCUAUCACCCCGGUCAUGGAAAACGAAAUCACACAGACAAGCAGUCAGACCCAGACCGGCUCGCUGACCCCCCCAAAUGGCAUGUCCCCUAGUCCCGGGAACCACGGGAACCCCCCCAGCGCCCCCCGCUACGGCACUGUCAUCCCCAACCGCAUCUUCGUGGGGGGCAUCGACUUCAAAACCAAUGAAAACGACCUGCGCAAGUUCUUCUCUCACUACGGGGUAGUGAAGGAGGUGAAGAUAGUCAACGACAGGGCCGGAGUCUCCAAAGGGUACGGAUUUGUGACGUUUGAGACACAGGAGGAUGCGCAGAAUAUACUGCAGGAGGCUGAUAAGCUCUUCUUCAGAGAUAAAAAGCUGAAUGUCGGCCGGGCCAUCCGCAAACAGCAAGUGGGGAUCCCCUAUACUGGAUUUCCUUUCUCAGGCUCAAGCCCCAGUGUGACCCCUCCUGCCCCGGCCACCAUGUACUUCACCACCUCCACAGGGUACCCCUACACCUACCACAACGGAGUGGCAUACUUCCACGCCCCUGAAAUCACCUCUGUGCCACAGCACUGGCCUCCCCGCUCCAUCUCCAGCUCCCCAGUCAUGGUCACACACCAGGCUCAGCCAGUAUUACAGCAGCCAGCUUGUCAUUACCAGGCUCCUUCCCAGUGUCUUCCAGGUCAGUGGCAGUGGAGUCUACCGCAGUCCCCAGCCCUGGCCGUGCCUGUUCUCUACAUGCAGGCCUCUGAUAUCCUGUACCAGACCCAGGAGCUGCCGCAGGAAGGUGGCUGUGCCCCUUCCACCCUGCCCAUGCUAGAGGCCACAGUUCCAGAGGCGUUCCCGGAGCACGGGGUGCAGCCAGCGUACCACCAGGUGUUCACACAGAGCCCCGUCUACAUGCCACAACCACCCGUCCUGCAGCAGGAACCAGUGAAGGAUCAAAGGCUGCACGCUAUGCACAGGGGGUUCUCACAGUCUCCCAUGGGGCUGAAGCCCCGCUACGCCCGCAGCUCACACUACCACAGCCGCAAGGACUACCGGCCCGAGGAGUCCAUCCUGUCCCCCCCCAGCCAGCACUGACUCUCUCAACUAGAGCAGGAGGAAGGAGGAACCAGGGCCUCCAAGCUGCUCCUUCACCACACAUACACUGGGGUUCCACUGGUCAGGGGGUCCGUUAGGGGGCUCAGACACUGCAGGGAAGAUGAUACAGAAAGGCAGGUGUGGGUAUCAAUCUCGUCACUCUGUUUUGUUAAAGGCUGACGGGAUUAACUCAGUAAGCGUGAGUGACAGAGGCAUGGUCUUUAAUAACCAGCUUAAAGCGGCCUGUGCCGGUCACUGAUCACUCCCUUUGGUUGUUAAGUCAUGUUUCAUUGUUUCCAAGAAAAUGUGCUAGAAACCAACAACAAAAUUUGUGCUGAUGAAACUUUAUUAAAAUCAUCAAAACAGUAUUCUGUUAAAGGCAUGUUAGGUGCACUGUACAACUAGAAUACGCUCCAAAUUCAGAGCACUGCAAUAACCACAGUUUAGCCUGUUUGACUGUACUGAUUGUACUGGUUUCUUUGUACUCAUUUACUGCAGUUUUUCUGCAAUUCUUCUGGGAAGGUUAAAAUAUGAUACUGGAUCUUUAAUAGUACAAAUCAGGUUAAAAUGUUUUUUUUUUUUUUAAUUAAAAAAUACAUACAUAGAAACCUGGUAGACUGGAUUGGUUUAGAAAACAGUUCUUCAGAGUACAACAGAAUUCUGAGAGCAGUUUUGGAGACUUUUUCCCAGAUUUGUUUCCUACACUGCCUGUGAAUACAACUCUCCUACCUAGCCCCCUGGUACCAGUGAGCCCCAGUAAUCCCUGUGUGCUCUGAGCUGCAAUCGGGACCCAAGGAGAGGGUCCAUCUCCACGACCUGCCUCGUAAUCUACUGAGCCUGCAAGAAUUCUAUCUUCUGUUCCCUUGUUUACACUGCCUGGUGGUGAAGGCUGGUGCAGACACUACUUUUUACAACAUUGCAUGUGUUUUACUAAACCAAUAUGGAUUUCCAUCUGCAGGGUAGUGUGCCAACAGGGCAUAACCAAAUUGCAAGAAUACUCCUUUCUUAGCAAUAGAUUCGCCUUUUGAUUUGUAACUUAUACCUUUAUGUGAAAACAGAAUCUUUCAGUAAAAGCACAGCAUUACAGAGUGCAGUGCUGUCAAGCUCCUUACAACACAGUCGUGGUUGCACACUACCCUCUAAGCGUUCUGGUGACUUCAGCCUUUAUUGCAUCAGCUGAUUCGUUUGUUAUUAAUUAACAAGAGCACAAACAAGCAUUGAUUGGCUGCCUUGAAAGCCAGGUAGUUAAAAAAAGAUUCCAACUGUACAGAAUUACAUCCAUUAAAAGUCCUUUCAGAGCUCCUUACUUUUUAAGAAAGGGGACGACCCCUCUUCAACGUUGAGGCUGCACCUCUCUUGUCAUGUGGAGUGGGACAGACACCUCUCCACAAACACCACUUCUUCUAAUCUGUAAUUUAUACAGAAUAAAAUGUUUCAUAUUUCUUUUUAUUCACAGAUUUUAAACCCUAAAUUUAAAAAUAUAUAUAUUCAAAGAUUUGUAAAAUAAUAGAAAUAUGCAUAUCAGGAGUAAGUAAAAUGAAGCAAAUAUCUAUUUCACAUCAAAGGAUUAAAUCCAGUCCUUACCCAGAUGAGAUAUGUUUCCUGACUUUCAGAAACUUCUUAGUGCCAUCAAAGUGUGUUUUUCAGUGUUUGAAAAGUAUGUCAAAUAGACUUCAGAGGAUUUUCUAGUUUUCAAAAACACGAUGAACACUAAUGAGACACUAGCCAAAACAUUUGUCUGCUUGACUUAUUUUUUAUUUUCAAAAACUUGAAAAAUGUCAUUUUAGAUUUCAGUGAUCUUUGCUCUUUAUGAAAUUGAUAGUGUAUAAUGGAAUACAAACCACCAGAACAGGAAAUCUUAAUUUUAAAAAAAGAUAGAUGUAUGAGUAAAGUCUUUAACAGAUUCUUUUUUUUCUUGAUAAAAUAACUGCUUUUUGCAUUUGUACGGCUUCGUUACUGCUAAACUGAAACGUUUAAAAAGUGUGAGGUGUGGGAUUCUCAGCUGAGGGCAUUUAGGGUUUAGUUUAGAUAUUUCUUGUUUUAUUUGUUUUGGACUUCAUUAUAUGACCUGGUAUGGGCAGAGUCAGAACAAUAUGGGUUGUCUUUAAAAUUAUUCUAUAGUACAUUUGUGACAGACAAGGAGUACCGGAGGUUUUGACUAGUACUAUACUGUGCUGUAUUUUUGAUAUAUUCACAUUUCCCAGUAAGGGAAAUUGGACAAAGCAAAACUUAUUUUGUGAUAUUUUUAUACUGUUCAGUAUGCCAAUCCACUGCCUCCCACUGAGCUACUGCAGGCACCAGUCAUAUAAUAAUAUGUUUAAAGUGAGGAAUUAUGUUUUUCACAGUGUGCUUCACACAGCCCUGAGCCCAAGAAAUACUACCAGCUAUCAAGGCCAUGUUACCUUUAUAGAUUUUAUGCAUUCUGUCGAGAAACGCAUCUUUCAACAAUCUUGUACUUGUUUUUAUUUGACAUGUUUCAUUUUAUUUUAUUUUAUUUGAGAAUUGGAUCAUUUUAUUUUCUAGUUCAUUUGAUUUGAGAAUUGGAUCAUUUUAUUUUCUAGUUCAUUUGAGAGUAUAGAACAUGAGCUGCAGAAAACAACCUGAGCAACUCGUUUUGUUUUUUACGAUUGAGAUGUGAAGGAUUGCUGGUAUUUGGUGAACGGUUGUUUUGUAUUUCAUGUGAUGUCGGGUUUCAUAGCAGUAAGUAAAUAGUUUUCAGUAACUUUAGUCUAAGGCAGUCUCUUCCGUAAGUAUUAUUGCUACAUUACAGUAAGUUAUUUCUAUAGCUCUGCAUGGGCACAGUGCCUCCUCAAGACAGAGUUUACAUGCAGGCUUUGUAUCUGCAUCCACUUUGGGGACAGGGUUCCUUGAAAUGAGUACAAAUGCAUGCUGCAUAACAAACUGUUUAAAACUUAACACAAAAAAAAACUAGAAGUCAUAUUCACAAUGCAUUUAUCCGAGUUCUAAGCCUAGACCAUUUAUUGUACAAGGACGAACAAACUGCUGAAUCUAGCAAGAAACGCUGCAUGUUAUAGCUCCUAAAUGAGUGUACUUAUGUGACGCUCUGUAAAUCCAGCACUGGGGUGAAUGCUGUUUGAAAGCAGCCCCUUUAUUUGAAGAAUAUAUAUAUAUAUAUAUAUAUAUAUAUAUAUAUA